This is a messenger RNA of Stegostoma tigrinum, 2794 nucleotides long. RefSeq names its product heparan sulfate glucosamine 3-O-sulfotransferase 1-like. Gene Ontology annotation, molecular function: [heparan sulfate]-glucosamine 3-sulfotransferase activity. The transcript is spliced from 7 exons. The coding region runs from base 1134 to 2078 and encodes 314 amino acids. The record is from RefSeq and is a predicted model, not a curated record. NCBI's taxonomy places the organism in Eukaryota, Metazoa, Chordata, Chondrichthyes, Orectolobiformes, Stegostomatidae.
UUGCUGUUCGUGAAGUGACAAGCAUUCCACCUCGGAAGCAGGCAGAGAAUUGCAAGCUGCGUUCAGCUCACAGAGCUGGGCAGCUUAACUGAGUUCUACUUUAAAAUGUAUCUCUUGCUGGAUCACUGUACGGUCACUGGAAAUGAUUAAUUGAUAAUGAAGUGGUUGAUGUUGAAGCAUUUAUUUGGAAGAGACAGUGCCACAAGCUGUUACUUGCAGUGAAACUGAAUGGUAUUAAAGCUGAGGAGUGCACUACACCUGAAUCAUUUAGGCAUUUGUGGGAUGCUGAAGGACCAAUUGCUUCAUAUCUAAUUGCUCACUUCAAGGGAUCAUAUAACUUCUAGCAUGAGAUACUCACUCGGGCCAUCCAUCCUACAGCCAGUUCAAUAAAGACACAGUAUAAGACAGUGUUGUGAUGCAAAGUUGUGACAAACCACUUUUCAGGCAAACAACGCACUAGACUGACUUGUAGGGCUGGGAAAGCAAUAACACCAACCUGUGUUUGAUCACUGGUCAGUGACAACGCUAGUCAUGCAAUAAUUUGGUGAAGAAAGUGUCUACCCUGCUCCAUAUGAUGGCUGUCAAAGUUUGAAGAUUAAGAUUAGCCAUAAGGAAUUGGGGAAGAUUUAUACAGACAGGGAAGUUGGAGAUCGUGGCAUUAUGCUAGCAUCACUGUACUUGUUAUCCAGAAGGUUCACUAUGGCAAAUGGGGAAAUUUGAAUUCCACAUAAUAAACAAUACUGGUCCAUUGGAAUUGUGAAGCUUAGCCUGGAAGCGGUACCCAAUAGGAGGAAAGUUAAGACCAAAUAUCAUGUGGCUUGGAAACAAAGAAGAGUGCAUACAGAAAUGACAGACGCAUGUAGAGGCACAGAAGGAUAAAGGCAAUCAGAUGCAGACAGAAAAGGUUGAUAUAUAUUUGAACACACAUUAAAGCUAUGGAGAAACAAACCACAUAGCCCUCUCGAAGAAUCAAAAUUAUGGAGAAUGUUUCAUUAUGCAGAUCAAGGCAACUUUCCAAAUUGCACUUCAUCUUCUGUUGCUGCUUACAUCAUUUCAUCUGAAAGUAUUGACUGGCAUUUAAGUGAUAUCACUGCACUCCUGACCUUAUUGCUAACAGAGCACAUUUUCUACACAUGGCCUGCUUACUGGUGGGGGCUCUCCUUUUGGUAGCCCAAAUAGAUAGGGUGCAUUCAGGAAGUUCUCAGCAGAGGGAAGGAACACUGCUUCAGUCAUUAAGAUACCACGGUGGAUCAGAAGGCAAUGAAACAGAACUUAUCUCGCCACAGUCACAGUCUUCCAUUACCAGCCAAAUGAUUCCACAGACCAUCAUUAUUGGUGUGCGAAAGGGAGGUACAAGGGCUCUGUUAGAGAUGUUGGACAUUCAUCCUGAUAUUGUGGUUGCUGCCACUGAAGUCCACUUCUUUGACUGGGAUGAGAAUUAUGUUAAAGGCUUAGAAUGGUACAGAAAGCUGAUGCCUUUCUCUUAUCCACACCAGACUACUAUUGAGAAAACUCCAGGCUAUUUCACUUCCAUGAAGGCUCCAGGAAGGAUCCAUGAUAUGAACAGUUCAACCAAGUUACUGUUAAUUCUGAGAGACCCUACGGAGAGAGUGAUAUCAGACUACACCCAGGUGUACUACAAUCGACUGGAAAACCACAAACCUGUCCAACCUAUUGAAGAAAUGGUCAUCAAAAAUGGAGUAUUAAAUACUAAAUACAAAGCCAUUCAGAGAAGUCUGUAUGACAUUCAUAUGAGUAACUGGCUAAGAUACUUUCCACUGCACCAAAUACAUAUAGUUGAUGGUGGUACUCUUAUCAGAAACCCUCUGAAAGAAUUACAGAAAGUGGAAACUUUUCUUAACAUUCCUGCUAGGAUAAUGACCUCAAAUUUCUACUUUAAUCAAACCAAGGGUUUCUAUUGUCUUCGAAGUGAUGGUAAAGAAAGAUGUUUACAUGAAUCUAAGGGCCGCCCCCAUCCAGUUGUGAAUAGUACUGUACUGAAGGAGCUACACUCUUACUUCAGAGAACACAAUGAAAGAUUUUUCAGCAUGGUCAAACAGUCAUUUAACUGGCAUUGAAGCUUUCAGGAAAUUUUUGAGUGUUUCCUUUAACACUAGCUGAGUUAAUCACUCAAAAUUGUUUUGUAAAGUUAUCCUUCUUAAUUCGCAAUCCAAGUAAAGCAGGAUAUAUUCGCUGAUGGAUUGCCUUUGUAGAAGGAAUUUGGAGCAGCACAACUCCUCAUUGUUCUGGAAACCUUUUACAGACAAUUAAAUCAUCAGCAAUGUAUGGUUGGAGACAGCAAACCUAUCAUUGUUAAUUUAAAGAAAACAAAUAGAAUUGUGUUCAGUGAUGAUUUGUUCCUUGAUUAUAGUAGGAAAGUAUAAUAAACAACAUAUUUCAAGUGUAGUGACACUUCUGGUCUGUUCACUUGAUAUGAAUUUAGAUGAGAAGUAUUGACGUUUGUCAAUUACUCUUUGUUUAAUUGGCUAGUAGCUGUUUUUGUCCUGCUAAUUGUUGCUUGCCUGACCAGAUUAUCUAAAGCCACAUAACUAUCUUAACUAAAAUGUGUAAACAGCUAUUACCAACCUUCUCAAAUAAAUACAUUUUGCAUGCUUGAAACUGCAUGUGAUUAUUUCUAAUUAAAUAUUGCAAUGUAAUAUUUCAGGACAGAAAGUGACAAAUGUUCCUAUAUUCAAAACAGUAAUCUAUUGUAAACUGUUAGAUAAAGACAUUGAUCUAUGUGCUCUUAUUACUCAUAUUUGCUUUUAAGGAACAUAAAGAUACAAUGUUUACC